Saccharomyces kudriavzevii IFO 1802 is the source of this 3018-nucleotide messenger RNA. It is a transcript of the gene KAP114, whose product is annotated as karyopherin KAP114. Gene Ontology annotation, cellular component: nuclear envelope; cytosol. Gene Ontology annotation, molecular function: small GTPase binding. Bases 1 to 3018 code for a protein of 1005 amino acids. Gene Ontology annotation, biological process: protein import into nucleus. The transcript has a single exon. Lineage: Eukaryota; Fungi; Ascomycota; Saccharomycetes; Saccharomycetales; Saccharomycetaceae. The record is from RefSeq and is a predicted model, not a curated record.
AUGGAUAUUAAUCAAUUGAUAAUACAAGCACAAUCAGCUGACAACCAUACCAGAGAGGUUGCAGAGGCACAACUGUUACAAUGGUGUGAUUCAGAUGCGUCUCAAAUGUUCACAGCAUUGGUAAACGCCGCCUUGCAGCAGCAAUCUGCAUUACAAUCUAGACAAUUUGCAUUAUUGUCGUUGAGGAAGCUGAUUACUAUGUAUUGGAGUCCUGGGUUUGAAUCGUAUCGUUCUACGUCUAACGUUGAUGUGAAAGUCAAAGAAUUUAUCAGAGAAGCGCUAUUGAAAUUAUGUUUGAAUGACAAUGAAAAUACCAGAAUCAAGAAUGGGGCUUCUUAUUGUAUCGUUCAGAUAUCCGCUGUUGAUUUUCCAGAUCAAUGGCCACAACUUUUGAGUGUUAUUUAUGAUGGUAUCUCUCGGCAACAUUCAUUGAAUGCGAUGUUUUUAUUGAAUGAAAUCUACGACGAUGUUGUUUCUGAAGAAAUGUUCUUCGAAGGUGGAAUUGGUUUGGAGACGGCGGAAAUUAUCUUUAAAGUCCUCGUUGCAGAAACAUCCAGUCUCGUGGCUAAAAUUGCCGCUUUGAAACUCCUCAAAGCAUGUCUUUUGCAAAUGAGUUCGCACAAUGGACAUUAUGAAGAAUCGAGAAAAGAUUUUGUAUCUCAAUGUAUAUCUACUUCUUUGCAAAGAUUGGGUCAAUUAUUGACUUUGAAUUUUGACAAUGAAGACGUUAUCUCUCAGCUGAAACUGAAAUCCAUAAUAUACGAGAACUUGGUGUUUAUCAAAAAUGAUUUCUCUAAAAAGCAUUUUGCAGAGAAAUUACAAGACCAUUUUAAGCUGGUGGCAAUCCGAGAUUUGAAAAACAUUUCCCUUAUAGAUACCAAUGACGAUGGUGAUUAUCCCGAAAGUGAAAACUUCGUAAAGACAGUUCAUGAUUGUUCCGUUUAUAUUGUAGAGUUCCUGACCAGUGUGUGUACGAUAUCGUUUACUAUUGAAGAAAUAAGUGUAAUUAUAGGAGCUCUGACCACUUUAUGUAAAGUUGGUUCUGAUGCUAGCGAGUUAUGGAUAAGCGACUUCAAUGAAUUUGUGUCCAAGGAAACCGGCUUAGCAGCGUCAUAUAAUAUUAGAGAUCAAGCCUGUGAAUUUUUUACUUCAUUAUCCAAUCCGCAGUUAUCCUUGAUUUUUGGUGUUGUUUCCAAAAAUAUCGACCUUAACACGUCAAAUCAUCAAACUUUCGAAUCUCUUCUAUAUUUACUACAAUGCAUUCUUCUCAACGAUGAUGAAAUAAGCAGUCAAAACAUCAAUCAAUCUUUGCAAAACUUGUUAGGAAUUCUGCAAAAUGCGUUAACAUCAUCAGAAAUACAUGAGCUGACAUUAGCCCGUGUAAUCCUGGUCAUUCCCAAACUACUGGAUAAAUUUAUAGAUGUUUUGCCAGAUAUCAAAUCCGUGACAUCAAGAUUCUUGGCAAAAAGUUUGGAUUUGGCCCUAAAAUGCGAUCAAGAGCUUAUUAAAUCCGCAGCAUUGAUAGCAUUCCCGUAUUACUGUUAUUUUGCGGAAUUAGACUCAGUUCUUGGUCCACAACUCUGCACAGAGCUCCAAGAAAAAGUAAUUCAAAUAAUUAACGAGAUUAGUAAUGAUGCGGAAGAAGACACGAAUGGGACUAUAAUGGAAGUAUUGAAUCAAGUAAUCAGUUAUAAUUCCAAAGGGCCUUAUUCAAAAAAAGAAGUUCUACAGGCAGAAGUUCACCUGGUGUUCACAAUAUCAUCCAAGGAUCCAGCAAAUGUACAAGUCGUCGUUCAAAGCCAAGAGUGUUUGGAGAAACUACUGGAUGACAUCAAUAUGGAUAACUACAAAAAUUACAUUGAGCUAUGUCUUCCAUCAUUUAUUAACGUCCUUAAUGCCAAUGAUGAAAACAAUUAUAAGUAUUCACCGUUACUAUCGCUGGUCUUAGAAUUUAUUGCAGUAUUUUUGAAGAAAAGGCCUAAUGAUGGAUAUUUACCAGAUGAAAUAAAUCAGUACCUGUUUGAACCAUUAGCCAAAGUAUUAGUAUACUCCACUGAAGAUGAGACACUGCAACUAGCCACAGAAGCAUUCAGUUACCUAAUUUUCAACACAGAUACUCAGACGAUGCAAACUAGAUUAAUGGAUAUCAUGAAAAUUUUAGAGAGGUUGUUGUCUUUGGAAGUCUCGGACUCAGCGGCCAUGAAUGUCGGAUCAUUAGUGGUUGCCAUAUUCACAAGAUUUUCGAAGGAAGUUCAACCGUUGGUCGGAAGAAUCUUGCAAGCCGUCGUGGUGAGGCUAGUUAAGGCGCAAAACAUCUCUACCCAGCAAAACCUUCUCUCUGUAUUGUGCUUCUUAACAUGUAACGAUACUAAGCAGACAGUGGAUUUCUUGUCCAGUUUCCGUAUAGAUGAUAAGGAAGCCUUGUCAUUGGUAAUGUCAAAAUGGAUGGAAGCCUUUGAAGUCAUCAGGGGCGAAAGAAAAAUUAAAGAAAGCAUUGUUGCUCUAAGUAAAUUUUUUUUUUUGAAUGACCCAAGGUUACAUAAACUGAUGGUCAAUGGAGACAUGAUACCAUAUGAAGGCGACCUGAUCAUCACAAGAUCAAUGGCUAAGAAAAUGCCUGAUAAAUACGUGCAGGUUCCUCUUUACACAAAGAUCAUCAAGUUGUUUAUUUCCGAAUUAGGCUUCCAAGCCAAACAACUUGAUCCAGAACAGUUGGUCGCGAGCAGUAUUCAAGAAUCGGCAAACGCUAAUAACGAUGAUGAAACCGGCGAUUGGGAAGACGUGGACGACGUCCUUGAUUACGAAAAGUUGAAAGAGUAUAUAGAUGAUGAUGUGGAUGGAGAAGAAGAGGAUGACCGUGACGAUAUCACGGGACUCACGGACGUGAAGGAAUCCGUUGUUCAGAUCUUGGUUAGCUUUUUUAGAGAGGUCGCUACCAAAAAUGUAAGUGAUUUCCAUCUUAUUUAUGAAACUCUAUCAGACAGCGAGCGCAAAACUCUUUCAGAGGCUCUUUUGUAG